AUGGAGAGGGAGCAGACUUCGUUUCACAGACCCGAUGCUGCCGACUCAACAGUGUCUUUUGCAACCUCGUCUGCGGAAAUACGGGAAGUGAAGCUGCAGGAAAAAAUUGCAUUUGUUCGAGCCAUCGAACGAAGGCAGGAUGUGAUUUUUGGAGAUGGCGUGGCCCAUUCCACUAAAGCUAAAGAGAAAGCAUGGAAGGAAGUGGCCAAGGAAAUGGAAGAAUUGGGUCUGAGAUCAUACGCCGGGAAAACGUGGACACGCUUGCGCGACUAUGAUUGGCAGUAUGUUCGACGUCAUGCUUUGUCUCGCUGCGAUAAUAAUCACAAGUCAUCAGAAAAAUUGGGAUACUUGGAUCGGCUCGUUUUGUCUAUCAUUAGUAACUCUCACUCUCGGUUUUUCGGAGAGGACUCGAUUGAGCAACCACUGCCUGAUACCGCUUACGAUGAUCUCGAUCUCGUCAACAAGAGUCCUGAAAUGAAGCGAGAGACAGAGUGCUCAGUAGAAACGGAAGUAAUGUCCAAUUGUUAUGACGCUUCUUCACAUUCUCAAGUGGCUAGAUAUUCUUCUGAUCAGACUUCAUCAAAUCAGUCUGGUGAUUGUUAUGAUUCUAAUGGUGCUUAUUCCCUAUGUUCUAACCUUAAGAAGGAAGAGGACGGCUUGUGUCUGUCUUUGCCCCAUCGUGACACCUAUUCAGACAGUUCAGCGCAGACCUUAUCUGAUGCCAUUGACAAGUCUGAUGCAGUUCACCACUGUUCAGCCAAACGUCCAAGAAGAGCAGAAGCAAACAGCGUCUGCGAUCGUGAUAUCAGUGACGAUUGCGACUUUUUGCGACGAAGACAGCAGCUAGAGCUCAGAAAAAUGGAACUCGAGAACGAAAAACUCGAAAAGGAGAUUCAAUAUCUGGCUAAUCAAGAGAAGAGAGCCAGGGAGUUGCACAGUAUUGAGUUGAGGCGGGCCCGUUUCCAGCUGGUAAUGAUGGGCGCCGAUUUGAUGCAGGAGCCGCAGCGAGAUGAGUAG
This is a messenger RNA of Ostertagia ostertagi, 1017 nucleotides long. Lineage: Eukaryota; Metazoa; Nematoda; Chromadorea; Rhabditida; Trichostrongylidae. The record is from the annotation of a GenBank genome assembly.